AGAACGAACGCCGAAUUAUACCUAAAUACUUACUUCAUUUUUUAUAUCAAUAUUGAAAGUGUCUGAGUGAAGCCAUAUUGAGUUUGCUAACAAACUGCGUAGUAGGUGGCCGCAGUCAUGGCCAAAUAUACGUUUUUUCUUGCUCUUCUGUGCGUCUUAGAGUUAAGUUAUAUAUUAGCUGAUGUGCAGGAAAGUGUCCAGUCUAAAGUGGUGAAGAUAUCUUCAGGGCCAGUGAGAGGGUACAAGGAUGAGAAAACGGGCAUCUAUGAGUUCUAUGGGAUACCGUACGCGAGCGCUCCAACCGGCGAAGAUAGAUUCAAGGCCCCAUUACCAGCUCCAAUAUGGCUAGAAACGCUAGAAGCAGUGGACAAGAACAUCAUCUGCCCGCAGUACAACGACAAGUCCCACCCCAUGCACGACCCAUCCAAACGCAUAGUAGAAGACUGUCUCAUAGCCAACGUAUUCGUACCAGACACGGAUGAGACGAACCUACCCGUGGUAGUUUACGUGCACGGAGGUGCUUACCAAAUCGGCAAUGGACUCUUCCUCACACCUGAAGACCUUGUGAAACAGGGCAACAUCAUCGUCGUCAACUUCAACUACAGACUUGGAAUCCACGGGUUCCUCUGUCUAGGCACAGAGGGCGCCCCAGGCAAUGCGGGCAUGAAGGACCAAGUGGCGGCCUUGAAGUGGGUGAACAAGAAUAUAGCGAAGUUCGGAGGAAAUCCUGAGGAUGUAACCAUCGCUGGCUACAGCGCCGGCUCGUCUGCCGUGGAGCUGCUGGCUUUGUCCAGGUCCACCCGUGGACUGUUCCACAAGGUCAUCCCGGAGAGCGGUGCCGGCGUCGGCGUGUGGAGCGUCCAGCAAAACCCUGUAGAGAUCGCCCAAAAAUACGCAAUGGAGUCUCUCAACUACACGGCCGACAAUGUGUCUGAGUUGGAGGCAUUCUACAAAACGACUCCCCUUGACAAGAUGCAGAUUGACAGUUUCUUAAGUUCAGAACCAGAUUCUACGUUUGUAUUUGUUCCGUGUGUGGAGCGGCCCGGGCCGAAUGCUUUCCUUACCGAAGCACCUUUAGACAUACUGAAGAAAGGUAAAUUUGAGAAGACGCCGUUCCUCGUCGGAUUCUCUAACAUGGAGGGCCUGUUCAGAAUUGACGUCUUCAAUGAUUGGAAAGAUAAAAUGAAUGAGAAGUUCUCUAAAUUUCUUCCGGCCGAUUUAAAGUUCUCCAGUGAGGAAGAGAGAGAGGAAGUGGCGAGUGCGAUCAAGAAGUUUUACUUUGGCGAUGAAGCCGUGAGCGAAACAACGGUGCAAAAAUUUGUGGACUACUUCACAGAUGUGAUAUUUGCUUAUCCGAUACUGAGGUCUGUGAGGCUUCAGGUUGAAGCUGGCAACACUGAUGUAUUCCUGUACGAGUUCUCAUACGUAGAAGAAGCUUUCUACCAGAUGAUGCCGUUCAAGAUUCGGGGAGCGAACCACUGCUCCCAGUCGGUGAUGGUUCAGAAUGCAGACCUCCUCAACGUACUAACCCCCUCGGAGAACUUUGAAAAGAUGCGAAAAGUAAUGAGGGAGUUAUGGAUCAGAUUUAUUAAAACUGGAAAACCCGUGAAGGAACCAACGUCCGACUUCCCUUCAGGCUGGCCGGCGUCUUCCGCUGAAGGCUCCCCAUACAUGCAGCUGGACCUUCCUCCUCAGCUGAAGGGCACUCUCCUGCCUGAAAGGGCCAGGUUCUGGGACGACAUCUACAGUAAAUAUUACAGCACGCCGCAGCCGCCGUCCACGGGUGUUGACCACUCGGAGUUGUAGUUCUGUUUAUAAAUAUUGGUGAUUAGAGGUAAGCGUCCAGCUAUUGGUAUCGUACUGUAUUAGAUCAAACAUCAAACGGAUUCUCAUAGGUAUAUGUAUGGAGAAACGGCGUCGGCAACGCCGAUGAUAUGGACGCACUUGUUUGAAUUUCUAUACAAUUAAUAAUGAAUGCGAUACGUCGGUUGCGUACGAUGCUGAAAGCAGGACGGUUAUUUUAUAGUGGCUGACUAUCGUAUGGUAUUAAAUAGUACCUACCUAGUUAUUUAGGCAAGAAUAAAGCAGUGCCGUUAAAAGAUGUUUGUUUUUAAAAUAAUAAUUAUUAUGUAUAAAUUGUAAUAACCUACCUAUUUUGAUAAUAAAGUAACUGUCUGAAAUAUUUUUGUUAUUUUUUUAUUUAAUGGGAAAUUUAAAACCAGUACCUAGGUAUA
This is a messenger RNA of Plutella xylostella (diamondback moth), 2234 nucleotides long. Its product is annotated as carboxylic ester hydrolase. NCBI's taxonomy places the organism in Eukaryota, Metazoa, Arthropoda, Insecta, Lepidoptera, Plutellidae. The record is from RefSeq and is a predicted model, not a curated record.